Messenger RNA from Microthlaspi erraticum, 465 nucleotides. NCBI's taxonomy places the organism in Eukaryota, Viridiplantae, Streptophyta, Magnoliopsida, Brassicales, Brassicaceae. The record is from the annotation of a GenBank genome assembly.
AUGACGGUUUGUAACAACAGAGAGAAAGCAGGGUUAAAGGAAAGGCCUGAAAGUGCGAACGCAGAUGCUGCUGAGGUGUUUCAGUUUCUGCAAAUCACAAAACCUGUAACUGUUACUUUGGGGUUAGCUCAGGUGAAGGAUGUCCAUACAGCGAUUUGUAGUAUUCAGAGGCCAUUUCCCUGUGUUAGACUUAGACGUUGGACUAUACAAAUCGAUACUCAUUUGUGGCAUCGAUGGAAGACCAAGAUUGGGAUAUUGCAGAUUGUUUCAGAACUGGUGCUGCCGAAAGUGGAUAUUUUUCAGGUUACAAAGUGGAUAGUUUUGCUUAAUUCAAGCUUGAGGUCAAGCUUCAUUUCAACCGAGGGAGUAUACAUGAGAAUAUCUACUUCUCUGUUAAUAGUGGAGGUGCUGAAUUGGUUGUUAUCAACAGCAAGUAAGUUUGAUAUUUUUGAAAGAAAAGCUUGA